Molecule: messenger RNA, 2469 nt
Organism: Pyrgilauda ruficollis (rufous-necked snowfinch)
Lineage: Eukaryota; Metazoa; Chordata; Aves; Passeriformes; Passeridae
Gene: MAK
Product: male germ cell associated kinase
Exons: 16
Coding region: 401-2347 (648 amino acids)
Biological process (GO): intracellular signal transduction; intraciliary transport; protein phosphorylation
Cellular component (GO): cytoplasm; cilium; nucleus
Molecular function (GO): ATP binding; protein serine/threonine kinase activity
Source: RefSeq, a predicted model, not a curated record
GGUGAGCUCCCGUGUCCCGGGGGCUGGGCCUCUCUGGGGUCCUCCCAGCACGGAGGAGUAUCAGCAUACAUUCAGUGCUGUGCAAUACUGCCAGUUCUGAUCAUUGUGAACAGUACUGUGCCACGCAAACAGUUUGGUGAUUUCAUCAGUUACUGUAAACAGGGAUCUGUGUGACAAUGACCAUGUUCUUCUGUCUCCCAUUCUUCAUAACUGGAUCUCAAAGCAGCUAUAGGUUGGAAGAGAACAGUGAAUAUCCUGCUUAGUUAUGAGAAACAUUCACCAGCAUAAAACAGUCUGGAAGAAGAUUUCUCUUAAGAAAAUCAAAGAGCACAGAACCCUUUAAUAAAACAUAAUAUAUUUAACAUUUCGUGAGCUUUUGACUGUCUGAGUUGUAAAAAAAAUGAAUCGUUACACAAUUAUGAAACAACUGGGUGAUGGCACCUAUGGCAGCGUGUUGAUGGGGAAGAGCAAUGAGUCAGGAGAACUUGUGGCUAUCAAAAGAAUGAAAAGGAAGUUCUAUUCAUGGGAUGAAUGUAUGAAUUUGAGAGAAGUCAAGUCUCUGAAGAAGCUAAACCAUGCCAAUGUGAUAAAAUUGAAGGAAGUCAUACGAGAAAAUGACCACCUUUAUUUUGUAUUUGAGUACAUGAAGGAAAAUCUCUAUCAGCUAAUGAAGGAUAGAAACAAGUUUUUCCCUGAGUCAGUCAUCAGAAACAUGAUGUAUCAGAUAUUGCAAGGGCUGGCUUUCAUCCACAAACACGGAUUUUUUCAUAGGGAUAUGAAGCCUGAAAACCUUCUCUGUAGUGGACCAGAACUUGUGAAAAUUGCAGAUUUUGGGUUGGCUAGAGAACUAAGAUCUCAGCCACCUUACACAGAUUAUGUUUCUACCAGGUGGUACCGUGCUCCUGAAGUUUUGCUGAGAUCUUCUGUCUAUAGCUCACCUAUUGAUAUAUGGGCAGUUGGCAGCAUAAUGGCUGAGGUAUACACACUCAGACCUCUUUUCCCAGGCACAAGUGAAGUAGAUGAAAUCUUCAAAAUUUGCCAAGUCCUAGGGACUCCAAAGAAGAGUGACUGGACAGAAGGAUACCACCUUGCUUCUGCCAUGAAUUUCCGUUUCCCACAAUGUGUCCCUAUAAGCCUAAAAACUCUCAUCCCAAAUGCAAGCAAUGAAGCAAUACAGCUUAUGAGUGAUAUGCUGAACUGGAAUCCAAAGAAGAGACCUACAGCAAGUCAGGCUUUGAAGUACCCUUACUUUCAAGUUGGCCAAAUUUUAGGACCUCCUCCACAGCAUUUGGAGAAGCAGACUCCUAUUAAACCAGUUCAGCCAACAGAGCCAAAGCCAUCUUUACCUAAAUUGGAAGCUAAGCCAGAACCUCUGUCUUCACCUGAUUUACCUGACAAAACGCAGCCACAGUCCUUGCCAAAGAUUAACCACCAGCCUCUCCAGCAAAUUCAGUUGCCUCAGAAUACAGCUAACCAGCAAGUACCAAAGCAGCAGCAGCCACAGGCACAACCACUUUUUCCAGUUAUCAAUAAAAACUCAUCGCCUAAAGCAGCUAGUGGCCCUCUGAAUGGUGUACUAGGUCCUAAAAACUGCAGAAGACGGUGGGGUCAGACUUUGGUAAAGGCUGUGGAUAGCUGGGAUGACUUGGAUGACCCUGAAUUUGGAAUGUCAUCUUCAAAGAAGCCUAGCAUUGCACUGUUAAAAGAAAAGAAAAACAAGGAAUUUCUUUUUAGUGUGCCAGAAUCAAAAGCUUCAUGCUGUAUCCAGCCAGGAGGGGAAAACAAGAGUCUGGUGAGAAAUGAUUCUGAAAGAUCAAAUACAUCAGCAAAAGAUUACUAUAUAAACCAAUCAAGAUAUCUGCCUGGUGUAAAUCCAAAGAACGUCUCAUUAGCAGCAGUUAAUAAAGGAUCACAUGGAACCUGGAACAACCAAUUGUUUGCUAAAUCACUGGCAAAUGCUGGGGGAGGAUUGACUUACAGCAGAAAUACUACAGAUGAGAACUUAAUUACACCUAUUGAAAAACUAUCGUGCAAAGAAAGGUUGAAUGAAAAAUUAGAAGAUCCAAAAGGAAAUCCUGGCUUUGUAAGUAGUGGUGCUUACAACCCAUUGGGACUAUACACCUCUUCCUUCCAUAAAAAAGAAGUUGGAUCAGCUGGACAACGGAUACAGCUAGCACCUCUUGGUGCACCUGUAUCGGAUUAUUCCUGGAAAAACAAAGCUGCUCGUCCUCCAUUACCAGGUCCUACUUUCAAUGCAAAAAACAUGAGUAUCUUUACUCACCCUGCAACAAUUCAGCGAGUACAUGGGAGAACAGACUGGGUGGCCAAAUAUGGAGGAAACAGAUAGAAAAUACCAUCCUGUGUGGAUAUUACAUGCUCUGUGUUCAGUUCUCCUGCUCUUGAGAACGUGAAAAGCCUAUUUGCUCCAGCUUCUCCUAAGACUAUGCAACAGUAAAGAAGGAAAAAAGA